AUGAAGAGACAACGAGGCAACAUGAAAACAAAUGAAGAUGAAGCCAUUGGUAACGGUGAUAUGGAACUCAUGGAGGUUGAAGAUGUGGAGGCCCGUGAUUGUAGACCGAAGAAUAAGAAGAAAAGAGGCAUAGUAUCAAAUGAAGUUGAUGAUGGCAAAGGCGAUGAUAGCUUUGCUAAGAAAAAAUUAGAAUCAUUGCCAAAAGAUCAUGUGUCACUUGAUUGUACUAAUGAAGCUACACAACCGGAGAAACUAACUCAUAGAAAGUUGAAGAAAUGGAGACAAGACAUCAUGAGAAAUGAAGAUGAAGAACUCCAUGUUGAUGGUGGUGAUCAUAGUCCUUUGGAUGCUAAUGACGAUAGUUCGAGAUUGACAUCAGAAGCUCCUAUUCUGAUAGAUUGUCUGGCCAAAGUGCCUGCACCAUUUGUUUUGGAACAUGUCAAGAAGCAAUGCAACUAUUGCUCAAAGCCUAUUGAUGAACCUAUUGGGAGGCAUGAUGAAGAUCUGGAUAAACUAGUGAAGGAAGUCAUAGAGGAUGAUCUGGUCCUGCAGACUUUUAUUGGUGGAGCUGAGAUGCUGAUAUUUCCUUCUACUCUACUGCCUGAAAGAUACAAGACUUUUCAAAGGAAACACUACCUGUGGGGUGUAUUCAGGCCAAGACAAGAUCAAUGUGCUACAGUUGCAGAGCCAGUACAUGAUACAGUGUGGUGCGCACAGGAGAAAGAGAAGGAGGAACAGCAUGCCUCAAACCAGCAAGAUGAGGUGCAAGAAGUCCACUGGAAGUCGCCUGCUAAGAGCAUGCAGCAAGCUGCAGCAACUAGAGCUCCUGAAAAAAGACAACUGGGAGAUGCAUUGCGUCACACUCUGCACCGUGCUGAAGCUACUGCAAUUGCUACCAAUCCUGCUGCCGUAACAAUUGAAGCUACUGCAGUUGCUACCGAUCCUGCUGCCGUAACAACUGAAGCUGCCACCAUACCUACUGAAGCUAAUGAAAAUGAUACCAAUGCUGCUACCAUACCCGGAAAUCAUGUGCAGAGCGACUCAAUUGUCGGGGUUCCCUCGGGCAGGUUUUUCUGUUUCAUUGCCGGACAGACUCCAAAACUCGAGCAGCUCAUUCAAGAGAUGAAGCGUGAAGGUUCGUUGGUACUUGCUAUCCGGGGGGAGACGAUUGGUGGUGGUCUAUGGCCAGGCAACAUCGCCUCCACUAAUAUAAGCAGGGCAUGA
Miscanthus lutarioriparius is the source of this 1224-nucleotide messenger RNA. The record is from the annotation of a GenBank genome assembly. NCBI's taxonomy places the organism in Eukaryota, Viridiplantae, Streptophyta, Magnoliopsida, Poales, Poaceae.